Pteronotus mesoamericanus is the source of this 3700-nucleotide messenger RNA. RefSeq names its product XPC complex subunit, DNA damage recognition and repair factor (gene XPC). Gene Ontology annotation, molecular function: damaged DNA binding; single-stranded DNA binding. Gene Ontology annotation, biological process: nucleotide-excision repair; mismatch repair. Lineage: Eukaryota; Metazoa; Chordata; Mammalia; Chiroptera; Mormoopidae. Gene Ontology annotation, cellular component: cytoplasm; XPC complex; nucleotide-excision repair factor 2 complex. The record is from RefSeq and is a predicted model, not a curated record. The transcript has 16 exons. Bases 118 to 2931 code for a protein of 937 amino acids.
UUGGUGUAAAAAAAGCAGGGGCGUGGUCAGACAUCUUCCCACCUUGGGGCGUAGCCACCUCGUGCAACUUCCCGCGGUCUCCUGGGUCAAUCGAGAAAGUAGUCUUACCCGGGCGUGAUGGCCCGGAAGCGGGCGGCCGCCAAGGAGCCGCGGGGACACGAACCGCGCAGCCAGAAGACCAAAGGCAGGAGCACGGCCCGGCGUGAGGAGAAGGAGGCAGAUGUCUUUGAAGAUAAAAAACCCCCGAAGGAGAAUCUGCUCUCAAAAGCCUCACAAGGAAAGAGGAAGAGGGGCUGCAAUGAUCCUGGGGGCCCAGCAGAUGGUCUAGCAAAAAAGAAAGUGGCCAAGGUAACUGUUAAAUCCGAAAACCUCAAGGUUGUAAAGGAUGAAGACUUCAGUGAUGCGGAAAAUUUCAGGGACUUUACAAGUGCCUGCAAGAAGGUGCACCAACCAAAGAGAGAGGCUGCCAUGGACAAAGACAGCCAUGAAGGAGAUGAUGAGGAGGAAAGUGAAGAUGAUUGGGAAGAGGUAGAAGAACUUAGUGAGCCUGUGCCAGGUGUUACGGGAGACAAUGCAGCCUUGUCUCAAUCUGUUCUGCCUGUGAAACCAGUGGAGAUAGAGAUUGAAACACCGGAGCAGGCGAAAGCAAGAGAAAGAAGUGAAAAAAUACAAAUGGAGUUUGAGACAUGUCUUCGGAGGCUGAUGAAACGUUUCAGUAAAGAGGUCCACGAGAACACACACAAGGUUCACCUUCUGUGCCUACUGGCAAAUGGCUUCUAUCGAAAUAGCAUCUGCAACCAGCCCGAUCUGCAGGCUAUCAGCCUGUCCAUCAUCCCAAUUCACUUCACCAGGGUGCCUGCUCAAGACGUGGACAUCUGCUACCUGUCAAACCUGGUGAAAUGGUUCAUUGGAACAUUUACAGUUAAUUCAGAGCUUUCAAUCAGUGAGCAAGACAACCUACGGACUACGUUGGAAAGAAGAUUUGCAAUUUACUCUGCACGAGAUGAUGAAGAAUUGGUCCACAUAUUUUUACUGAUUCUCCGGGCCCUACAGCUCCCAACCCGCCUGGUAUUGUCUCUCCAGCCAGUUCCUCUGAAGUUAUCAGCAGCCAAGGGAAAGAAACCUAAAGAGAGAUCCACAGAGGGUCCUGGAGGCUCCUCAGAAACUUCCAGCCAAGUUUCAGAAAACCAGACCAAACCAGAAACCAGCAGAGGAUCCAGAAAAAAGAACACUAGCAGUCCAAGUGCCAAAAGGAAGAGGGGCAAGGCAGCAGCCAUCGGGAAGAAACGGAGAGAGUCCUCCUCCUGUGGGGAAGAAGAGGACACAGUGGAAGAGCAGGAAGAGGAGACCCAGAGACACGUUCAUGUCCGGAAGCUGCGGACGGCCUCCAGGGUGUCUUAUAAAGAGGAGAGUGGGAGUGACAAGGCCGGCAGCGCCUCCGACUUUGAGCUCUCCAGUGGGGAAGCUCACCAUCCAUCUGAUGAGGAUUCUGAGCCUGGUCCUUCAAGGCAGAGGAGGGCUCCAGCCUCUCAAGGGACAAAGGCAGGGUCCAGAAGUAAAUCCAAGACCCAACAUGGAAGCCACCCUAAGCACCCUGGCUUUCCAGCAGCAUCCACAAGCUCUUCGAGCACUAAGAGUAAGAGAAGCAAGAAAAUGUCCAGCGAUGGUGAGGGGACAGAAAAAGGAAAAGUGGCAGGUGUGGACCAGUGGCUAGAGGUGUUCUGUGAGCAGGAGGAAAAAUGGGUGUGUGUGGACUGCGUGCAUGGUGUGGUGGGCCAGGCUCUGACAUGUUACAGAUACGCCACCAAGCCCAUGACCUACGUUGUGGGCAUUGACAAUGAUGGCUGGGUUCGGGAUGUCACCCAGAGGUAUGACCCAGCCUGGAUGACAGCAACCCGCAAGUGCCGCGUUGAUGCCAAGUGGUGGGCUGAAACCUUGAGACCCUACCAGAGCCCACUGGUGGAAAGGGAAAAGAAAGAAGACUUGGAGUUUCACGCAAAGCACCUGGACCAGCCUUUGCCUUCUGUCAUCGGCACAUAUAAGAACCACCCUCUGUACGCCCUGAAGCGGCACCUCCUGAAAUACGAGGCCAUCUAUCCCGAGACAGCUGCGAUCAUUGGAUACUGUCGUGGGGAAGCUGUCUACUCCAGGGAUUGCGUGCAUGUCCUGCACUCCAGGGACACAUGGCUGAAAGAAGGAAGAGUGGUGAGGCUUGGAGAAGUGCCCUACAAGAUGGUGAAAGGCUAUUCCAACCGGGCCCGGAGAGCCCGCCUUGCUGAGCCCCAGCUGCAGGACCACAAUGACCUGGGCCUGUUUGGCAGGUGGCAGACAGAAGAGUACCAGCCACCUGUGGCUGUGGACGGAAAGGUCCCCCGGAAUGAAUUUGGGAACGUGUACCUGUUCGUGCCCAACAUGAUGCCUGUUGGCUGUGUCCAACUGAAUCUGCCCAACCUGCACCGUGUGGCUCGUAAGCUUGGCAUCGACUGUGCCCAGGCCAUCGUCGGCUUCGAUUUCCAUAGGGGCUACUCCUGUCCCGUAACUGACGGGUAUGUAGUCUGCGAGGAAUACAAAGACGUGCUCCUGGCCGCCUGGGAAAAUGAGCAGGCGCUCAUUGAAAAGAAGGAGAAGGAGAAAAGGGAGAAGCGGGCUUUAGGGAACUGGAAGCUGCUGGUGAAAGGACUGCUCAUCAGGGAGAGGCUGAGGCUUCGCUAUGGGGACAAGAGUGAGACGGCAGCCCCGUAUGCAGCGGAAGGUGGACUUUCUUCAGACGAAGAGGAAGGAACGAGCUCUCAGGCAGAAACAGCCAGGAUCCUGGCUGCUUCCUGGCCCCAAAACCGAGAGGCUAAGGAGGAGAAGCAAGCAAAGUGCCCUAAGAAAACCAGAAGGGAAAAAGCAGCAGCUUCCCACCUGUUCCCAUUUGAGAAGCUAUGAUGAGUGGCCAUGUUGUGAGGGGCUGUGCCCCACGGGCCCCGCACUUGCUGCAGGGGAUGCCCAGGCCUGGAGCUGGCGGUGUCUCCACUAAGACUAUAAACAGGCAUCAUGUACGGCAGACAAGGAUCCAAGGGACAGAGGGUCAAACUGAGGUGGUGCUGCAGGUCUGGUCUGGCUCCAGACCUUGUCAUAAUCACUCACCAUAGGGCUGGCCCUGAAAGCUUUUUACUCCUGCAACCCUAUGCCUUGAGCUACAGAACACUUCCCUGGAGACCCUCCUGCACCUAGACCUGGUUCUUCCCAUUUUUGGAAAGUGAGUUUUUUAAUAGAAACCACUGGGAAAUUUUCAGACCGUGAUACAUUAGGAAUGUACUAGUCCUUUUUUCCAGGCAGAUCCUUCAUCUGUCAGACAUUUGUGCUCUCACCUCUCUUGCAGACUGUGGACCCUCUCUCUCUGCAGGCCACUCAUUGUCCCUCAGUCAGGUUUACUAAUACUGCCGAAUGCUGUCUCUUUCUAGUAUGGGGAGCACAGGUCACCUCAGACUGGUAUUGUUGGGAUCCACUUUUCAUAGCUACAUAUCAUGAUGACAGAAGAGUAGAAUAAGAAACUAAAAUCAGGAAGAUCGAAAAGGCAAAGCUCUAACUCAGAACUAAAGAAAUAUUAGAAAAAGUGGGUCAUUGUUAAAAGAGAAUUAUUCAUUACUGGGUAAAUUUCACAAAGCUCUAUGCACUAUAGAUAUUCAGGAGAAAUAACAUUUUGAGAAAAAAU